Messenger RNA from Closterium sp. NIES-67, 1845 nucleotides. The record is from the annotation of a GenBank genome assembly. Lineage: Eukaryota; Viridiplantae; Streptophyta; Zygnematophyceae; Desmidiales; Closteriaceae.
AUUCAAUGCAGCGCAGCGAAGUCGCAUGUCCCACCCACUCCCUCCGCAUCCCCCGCAUCCCCCGCAUCUCAAUUUGCUGAGGACAAAAGCGAGCAAGGAAACGCUCUCGGUCCAUCGUUACUUCGCGCUGCGCCACGUGGCAGAGCUCAGGACCGGAUCGCGGUGGUCAUGGAGGUGUCUUUGAAACGACGCGUAGCUUUAGCGAUUCCGCUUACUGCUUCGGCGGAUGAAAACGCACAUAAGCCCAAGCGAGGCAGUGACUUUCACCAACAGCUAGCUUUCAGUCUCCUUAGUUCCCUUAUUACAAGCCGUAUGCCCUGAGUGCUGGGCCAACACUGAGGGUUGCCAAUUACUCUUCUCGAGAAGCUCUGCUGGUUUUGUUUGCACGACGUAUCUCUUGCAGCUCAUGGGAAGUUUGGUGAGCAAGUACUUCGCGCCGUAGUAGCGUUUUUCGAGAAUCCUCAAGUUGCAUUUACCGACGUAUUUCUUGCACAGCUCACAGGAAGUUCGCAGAGUUAGUAGUUCUCGCGUUUACGACGACUCGUCGUCGCGAGUUACAGUCCCCCUGCUUCCAAUCGUCGUAACGCCAUGAUGGCGAUGCUCGGGUUCGUAAGCGGCUCUCGCGUCCUCGUCACGCUGACCCUCCUCGCCGUUUGUCUUGUGGGUAACGGGGCCACUUGUAACGGGUGGUACGUCCCGGCUCCAGGAACCUCCUUCUACUGGGAAAUUUCCGAUGCGAAUCCCGAUACAUCCAAUAAAGCCAAAAUCUUCGACGUCGACGGAUUCAGCGUAUCGGCGAACACUAUAUCGAGGCUGAAAUCGAUGGGGAAGAAGGUCUUUUGUUACUUCAGCUUUGGGACUGCCGAGGAUUACCGCAGCGAUUAUAAGGACUUCCCGAGGUCCACGCUUGGUGGAAUGGUCUGCAUGAACGAGGACUGCUCGGAGGCAUGGCAAGGCGAGCGGUGGCUGGAUGUGAAGAGCUCUGCUGUGCGCCAAAUACUGGAGAAGCGGAUCCAGUUGGCCAAGCGCAAGGGGUGUGACGGCAUAGAGCCUGACAACGUGGAUGCAUACAACGGCAACAUCAUGGUCAAGCCCAUCAGCCAAUUCACCAUCACUGCCAAGGACCAGUUCAACUUCAACUCGUGGAUUGCGAAUACAGUGCACAAGUACGGCAUGUCAGUGGGUCUCAAGAACCCCGGCACCCUCGCUCCCUCCUACAUGGCCAACCUGUUCGACUGGGCUCUCGUUGAGGAGUGCAACCAGUACACGGACUGGAGCGGUGGAGAGUGGUACAGCGGCAAGUACGGCUGCGACUAUGCGAAUGAGUUUAUUGUCCGCAACAAGGCGGUGUUUGUCGCCGAGUACGCGGAGAGCUGGGGCACUUCAGCAGGGGUCAAGAACGGCAUCCAAUUCCCACAGGCUAUGUGUGCUGACAACAAUGCUCAUGGCUUCACCACUCGACUUUACAACCUUGACCUGGGGACAGGGCCGACCUAUUCGUUUGCCAACUGCCUGCAGCACAAGCCUGCAGGGUGCAAUGUGUGGAAGGAGUGUGUCAAGCCAGGGGUGUACAACCAGUACAAGCAGCAGGGCAUGGCCAGAUGGGAUGCUGUAGGACAAUGUGCGAGGGCUAGGAGAGCUGCUUGUAGGUACACUUAGUAUUCUGUACAGUACACUAAUUGUUGAUAGUGCACUACAGUGAUUAGUUAAGAGGUUUGAGAAGCUCUUUUGAAGGUAGUGCCCAGGUUGGACCUUCUGCCCCUAGAACAAAUUCGGUGGGGCUUCAACUCUUGAUCGGAGACCUGGGGAGACUGACAAGGCAGUUGCAGGAAGAAGUAAUUUAUG